AUGGCUACUGACGCUCUUUGUAACGACGACGACGAAGCUGGCAAGACACGUCCCGUCUCUCCCCCGAGAACAGGUCUCAGCUUUCUGAGGCCUGUUGCGGUUCCCGUUACCGAGUCUGUCCAGACGCGGGCAGAUCCGCCCUCCCUACCCACUACUGGUUCCAAUGCUACGACCCCAGAACCUGCCGCUGCCGGCCCAUCCCAAGAACCCACGGAGCCUGGGCAGGAUCUAGUCGACGAGGUGGUUGACAACGAGGGAGAUAACGAAGAGGAGGAAGAUCUCACGACCUCUGAAAAAGAUCAUGAGGUCGCGUUUACCAAGGCACACCGCCGCUACACAAACUCCUGGCAAGGAUUAUUCACGUGGCUUGUGUUGUCUCGCGCUGACGAUGGGUUUCCUAUUUUAAAAUGCAGCACUUGCAUGGAGUUUGGCGCCGAGAAUGCAAAUACAACAUAUGGCAAGGGCGGUGCUGGUGGACGCGACAUGCAGAAGCAGAGCAUUCGUACGCAUGAACGGUCUACCGCACAUCUUGACGCGCAUGGGGCUAAGAAGGCGACGGAGAGCCGGAAGUUGCGCCAAGCGAUGCUGGACGAGUACGAGGGACUGGAAAAGAAGACACUUCACCUUAUCGCGGCGUUAAAGACGGCGGUUUUCACGUGCCAAUCCGAGGCACCAAUCUCUUCCUACAUCGGUUUCAUCAAGUUCAUGCUGGAGAUGGGUUGCCCGAACCUUCCGGUUGAUCAGCGUGGAAGCUACUACUCAGACAAGGCGCUCGCCGCCAAAGAUGCUGCGACCAAGCUGACGGACUUGGAAAUCGUUGACAAGGGAGUUCGGGCGGUGGCGACGAUGUUGUCGCAGAGCUCCAACCACCACAGGCGUUUCCGCCAACUUCAAGAAGUUGUCUGCGAGACGAACCUCGAGCUGCAGGGCAUUCAUGACGUGCGUUGGCUAUCACGGGGAGAGGCGGUGAAGAGGUUCGCGAAGGUGCUUCCGGCGACUGUGCUCUUGCUGCACGAGACCUGCACAUCUUUCAAGUUUCAUUUUCUCUUCUACUUCCUUGCAGAUUUGCUGGCGAUCCUGAACGAGUUGAACGCCAAAUUCCAGAAGCUUCAGGUGGACAUUACAGUCGUCGCAAGAGAAGUUUCCCUUGCGUGUCGCACAAUCGAAGUCCGUUACCUAGACUGCAAGGAUUCAUUUGGCAACGGACAAUCCCCCCUGCUGAACGAGUUCCUGAAGAAGCACGCAGAUCCGCAGCAUCGGGAGGUAAAGGUGGCGGGUGUGGACCCGAAUGGUGAUCCGGCUGAACACGUGUUCGUGCUGCACGAGCGCCCGAUCAAAGGUAAAAAAACUGGCCACGACUACUACUCGUGCAAGAAGCUCUGCCAGGACUACGCACGUGAGGUGAAAGGACGCCUGGAGUACCGGCUGGAGGAUCUGGAACAUUUGAACGGCGCCAAAAUCUUCCGUCCAAACAUGUAUCCGGAUGAGAAGAGUUCGUUUCUGUGUUCUCACCCCCCAACAGGUGUGCAGUUCAAGGAGUGCGAGAGGGAGCUGGUACUGUUCCUGCACACCAUGGAAAACAACCACGGGGCGUUGAACUUCUACAAAUCGCUGACCCUGAUGCUGCAGUCAACGGAUUAUGGGGGAGCAUACCCGAACAUGGUCCGUUUGUGGCAGGCGGUGGCAGUGCUCCCGUUGAGCACUAUUGAGUAUGAGCGCGGUUUCAGCCGACAAAACCGCAUCAAGAGUAGUACACGUACCAGUUUAGGAGAUGCACGAUUGGGGGAUUUGAUGACUUGUGCGCUUCUCCCAUCUGCAGAUGUGAACUGGACGAACGUUGCGGCACUCUUUCAUGCUCUCAAGAAGCGCCGCCCGGCUGGAGUUUUUGUUCAUGAUGUUAUGAUGACCCGUGAACUGCGCGACCUUCUGGACCCGAUGGAGUCCCUCCAAAUGUUUGACGUCACGAUUGAGGGCGGGGGCACGUACGCGACGCUACAGGCUGAGGACAAGAAGUGCCUCCUAGACGACGACACCGAGUUCACGAACCCCUGCCUCGAUUUCGCGUGCAUCUCCAUACUGGAAAAGCAUGGAGGGGACCGCGCGCGAAAGUCGCGAAUUUUCCCGGCUGCCGAAUUGCGAAAGUUGAUUGAGGCUUCGACGGUUGAUGUGGACAUGAUGCUGAACGAGAUGCUCGUUUUCCCGUUUUGCUCCAAAUUCGAGGAGGAGGAACCGAAGUGCAGCAUCCUGCUCAUUUUGCAUCCGGGAGAUCUCGAACGCCCAGAUGGUGAAGUUUGUCGCACGCGAAUUCUUCACAUUGACCCUUCCGUGGGUCCAGAUCCGCACGCAAAGGACGCAAAGAUCGCUAUUGAGGCCACGAAACCGAAGAACUUGAAGUUCAUACGCGAGAAAGUGCUGAAGCACGCUCAGGAUCUCGCGCUUGAGUUGCGUGGUCUCGAAUCUGGCAAAGGCCGUGGUAACGUUUCGGGCUCCGAACACGGAUCUCAUGGGAGGGCUCGCGUGGAGGGAAGCGAGCGAGAGGGUGGCGGGAGCGGAAGUGACGCCGCGGCCGUCGCGGAUAAUGUCGUCGCCGGCCCAGCCGGCGGUGGUCCUGUCGUGGGGGCUGAGGCCGCUUCGGGUGGUUGUGAAGAGGCGGAAAAGGUGGCGGAACCUGCUCCCGUUGUCGCCGGCCCUUCCCGCGUUGCAACUCCAACUGCGAUAGAGGCUCCUCGUUCGUUCGACGAGCUGGUGGCGUGGCCGGUCCAGUCGCUCGCGCGGGAGGUUCUUCGACCCGAUGCCACGAUUGCAGAAACGCGCGAGCAGCUGAGAUCGACAAACACGCACGUCACGAACCAGCGAAAACGUGUUCGUGAAUUGUCCGACGAGCUCGACGAACUCACGGACAAGAUGAAAUCCCUGUGGGGGAAGUCGCUUCAAUCCGCAAAGAGGCUCGAUGACCUGGAGCAGCGUUUUUGCAACGAGACCGCGGAUUGCUUGAAGGAGUUGAGGAAGGAACAUGCGUCCGCGUCCGCGCAGCGAGAGUCAGCCGAGAGAGUGAUGCGCCGUCUGGAGGAAACUGAGGGCGGCCUGAAGGUGUCCUUCGCCUCCGUAAUCGCGGAGAAGGUUCCAUCAUCAGACGUUAUGCCGUUCGCUAUCACAGCUCUUCCUUCUGCUUUGGGUCGCGCGUCUUCACUUCUAGACGUUUCGGGAGGGGAGGAAAUGGCUGCGGCGGACGCGACCGCGACAGGGGCCGCGGCUGUGAAAGGGGAUGCGGCCGCAAAAGGGAACGCGGCUGCGAAAGGGGACGCGGCUGCAAAAGGGGACGAUGCCGCGAAAGGUGACGGGGGUGGGAAAGGAGAUGCGACCACGAAAAGGGACGCGGUUCCGGACGAUGAAGGAGGAAAUAAUGCGUUCGAAAAAUACAUGGCGCUUCUGGGGGCUGAAAAGGGUGCAACCAAAAGUGGCACGAAAGGCAAGGAGAAGGAGAAGGCCGCGAAAGGUGAUUUGUGUGUUGGACUUCGCCUGAAUUCAAACGGGUCGGCAUGGAUUUUAGAGCUCCAUCACGCUGGUGUCCGUCGCUAUCUUGGGAAUCACGAACAGAAGGAGACGGGACGGUUUCUCUGUGCUGUCGCGCUUACGGUCUGGUACAAAACCGUAAAAUCGGACAAGAUGGUGUUGACUCCCGACGAAGAGGCGGAAUGGACCCCAGAUCUGGAUGUGGCUCGUGUGAUGCACGAGGGUUUGUUCGCAACCCUUUAUCUUCGCGGCCUCACCAACAGCGCGAAAAGGAUGCGGAGCCUGUUCAAGCGGUUUCGCGAUCUUAAAGAUGGUGCGCGCGCUCCUCAGGACGAGACCGCGUGCUCUGCCACGGCUGGAUUGGAGGUCGCGGAGGAUGAGCCAUCAGGGCGCGUGAAAGGUGGUGGUGGGCCGAUCGCUGGAGCCGUAGCCUUCGCCUGUGCAGCCAUGUGGUUGUUGUGCAAAGGUCCGGCUGGUGGGGACUCAGCACAGGCCGUGGAAGAGGGUAAGGCUGCGGCGAAGCUGGCUGGGGCGAUCGAAGUUACCGUGGCGGGAUGCGAGGUGGCGUGGGUGCGCUUAUUGGCCGCACUUAAGACACGCGCGAAGACAACCACCCUCCCUCCUACGGGCGAAGACAUAGAGCAGCGGGUGAACAACUUCUUCGAGAAGGGCCCGGAUGCGAACCUGAAGACGAUCAUUUCCGAAAUGGUGGAUGUCGUUGCUACCUGGAACCACGAGCCAGGGGCGAAGGCUCGGAUGACACAGCUGGGGCUGUGUGUGCUUUGCAGCACGGAGCGCAUGAAGGCCAAGAACCGCGAAGCAGGUCGUCCACGCCUGAAACGGGCAUCACCCGUUCCCGUGCGUGAAGGGGGCGCGGAGGAAGUUGUCAAGGUGCUGGAUGACUAA
This is a messenger RNA of Closterium sp. Yama58-4, 4419 nucleotides long. NCBI's taxonomy places the organism in Eukaryota, Viridiplantae, Streptophyta, Zygnematophyceae, Desmidiales, Closteriaceae. The record is from the annotation of a GenBank genome assembly.